GUGCUGGUGCCCACCCGCGUGGGGCAAGUGUACGUCUACGACUCCCCCAAGGGCGAGCAGGAUGAGUACGAUUUCCCUCGCCACCUCCUCUCCGCGGGCUCGCAGGAGAUCUACGACGUGCCACCUGUCCGAGGGGGGGUCCCCAGCCAGUUCAGCCAGGAGGUCUACGACACCCCCCCCAUGGCAGUGAAGGGUCCCAACGGGCAGGACCCAGGGCAGGAGAUCUAUGACGUGCCCCCCAGCGUGGAGAAGAACCU
Molecule: messenger RNA, 257 nt
Organism: Pygoscelis adeliae (Adelie penguin)
Lineage: Eukaryota; Metazoa; Chordata; Aves; Sphenisciformes; Spheniscidae
Product: breast cancer anti-estrogen resistance protein 1-like
Exons: 2
Biological process (GO): cell surface receptor protein tyrosine kinase signaling pathway; cell migration
Cellular component (GO): plasma membrane; focal adhesion; cytoplasm
Source: RefSeq, a predicted model, not a curated record